Carlito syrichta (Philippine tarsier) is the source of this 1404-nucleotide messenger RNA. It is a transcript of the gene KCNE5, whose product is annotated as potassium voltage-gated channel subfamily E regulatory subunit 5. Gene Ontology annotation, molecular function: transmembrane transporter binding; voltage-gated potassium channel activity involved in ventricular cardiac muscle cell action potential repolarization; potassium channel regulator activity. Gene Ontology annotation, cellular component: membrane. Gene Ontology annotation, biological process: regulation of ventricular cardiac muscle cell membrane repolarization; regulation of heart rate by cardiac conduction; ventricular cardiac muscle cell action potential. The record is from RefSeq and is a predicted model, not a curated record. NCBI's taxonomy places the organism in Eukaryota, Metazoa, Chordata, Mammalia, Primates, Tarsiidae. Bases 85 to 513 code for a protein of 142 amino acids. The transcript has a single exon.
UGGCCCUCUCGCCCGCUCGCUUUCCCUCAACUCGGGGGAAAGGUCAGCAGCGUCCUGGAGCCGCCGUGUCACUCCCCGACAGCCAUGAACUGCAGCGAGAGCCAGCGGCUGCGAACCCUCCUGAGCCGCCUGCUGCUCGAGCUGCACCAUCGGGGCAACGCCAGCGGCCUGGGCGCCGGCCCCGGCCCGAGCAUGGGCAUGGGGGUUGUGCCUGAUCCCUUCGUGGGCCGCGAGGUGACCAGCGCCAAAGGCGACGACGCCUAUCUCUACAUCCUGCUCAUCAUGAUCUUCUACGCCUGCCUGGCCGGGGGCCUCAUCCUGGCCUACACCCGCUCCCGCAAGCUUGUCGAGGCCAAGGAUGAGCCGGCCCAGGCCUGCGCUGAGCACGAAUGGGUCCCGGGAGGUGCCCCAGCUGCCGACGCCGAGACUGCCUCGGGCUCCCCGGCCGAGGGCAGCCGCCAGCUCGCCCCCGGGGGGCUGUCUGCCCUCACCCAGGGCGCCGAGAGGGUCUAGAACCACAGCCCCAGCUUGCUGGCUCGCGCCCUCCUCAACUCGCUUAACCCUGGGCGCAGAUCCUGCCCUUUCCCCCUUCCAGGAAUCGCCUCGCCAGAGGCCCAGGCAAUGAUGAGAGGCCAGGAGACUUUGUCUGAAAGGCUCUGGAAGGAGAAGCACCACCCUGCCCACCCCUGGCCAGUUUCUCCCUCCUCACCCUCCAUGCCUUCACCCCCAGCCCGCACAUCCAACUGCACUAAACUGCCUCUGCUCUCUUGUCUUCAGCAGCCCCGACACCACGCUCCAACCCUCUGGGAAAUGAAUCCAACACGUCCAACACUUGGCACUGAACUGAAGCAACGAAGUUUAUCAGAACUCUGGGCCGUCUAUCUGGCAGCUGCUCCAAGGGCUGCCAGGGACUGCUCACUCUGCAGAGCCAACAGGCUCGCCACCAUUGCCAGGCCACCUGCAGCAGCUCCAACUUCCUGUUGCCUUAGGGACCGAAACAAAGAAAAUGAAGAGACCUCAGACAUCCUUUCCCUUCUUCUCUCUUUCAGCAUGUCGCUAGCAGGACACUAGGACCAGUCUGUGGGAUAUAAUGAACUUAAUGGGGACUGAAGGAGGAGGGGGCUCAAGGAGGAGGGGAAAGACCUAUGACCCCAAUUGUAUGGUUUUCUUGCCUCUCCAGGUGUCAUCCCAAUGGUAACAUGCUUGAUUUUUAAUAAUUUUGCCAUCUUUUGCCAAGGGUGACCAUUACUGGGCGUGUUACUCCAAUACUUCCAAACGCCUCUCUGAUAUUGAUUCAGUUGUCAUUACAGUAUCUGCUUCAUCCAUGGAACACGAGUCUCAGAUGUCCCCUGCUCUGUAACCCUGGGGAAUGUCAGAGGCAGGUAAUAAAGGUUGUUAAACAAU